Molecule: messenger RNA, 1769 nt
Organism: Ipomoea nil (Japanese morning glory)
Lineage: Eukaryota; Viridiplantae; Streptophyta; Magnoliopsida; Solanales; Convolvulaceae
Product: cyclin-SDS
Exons: 7
Coding region: 1-1704 (567 amino acids)
Biological process (GO): mitotic cell cycle phase transition; regulation of cyclin-dependent protein serine/threonine kinase activity
Cellular component (GO): nucleus; cytoplasm; cyclin-dependent protein kinase holoenzyme complex
Molecular function (GO): cyclin-dependent protein serine/threonine kinase regulator activity
Source: RefSeq, a predicted model, not a curated record
AUGAAGCGGAAGCAAUCUCGAGGAGCGGUGGCUGAGAUUGAUCCUCCGCCGCCGCCGCCGCCGCAGCUGCAGCAGCAGCUUAACUUUGCCGUGAAGAAGCAUCUGCGAUCGAAGCUUCCUCGCAGAAUUCGGACUCACUUCUCGCCUAUUCUGCGUUCGUUGUUCAUCGCGCCGUCUGCUCUGGUUACGAGCGAGGCGUCGAGUGUGAUUGAGAAGAAGGACGUUCAAAUGGAGUUGUCUGAGUGCUCGUGUGUGGAGUCGAAUUCUGGAGCUUUCGGAGGGGACAGCGAGCUGAAGUUGAAGUUCAAACUGAAGAAGAGUGGAAAUGCGAAUGUAAUUGAGGAUCCCGAUGCGGUUGUGCAGUCGGAGAUUUCCAGCGUUGAGAGGUUUUCAUUGUCCGGCAAAGCUAGGAAGCCGAACAGUGAAAUCGUGAGCGUAACCGAAAAGGCAAAGGAAAUUGACGAGAGCGAAAUUUCGAGUCAGAGAAAAUUUUCCGGCAAGGUUUCGGAGUUCAGCGAAUGGAAAGUGAAACGAAGCAAGGAUGCAUCUGAGAUGAAUGACAACGAUGUUGUUUCAAUUAACUCUGCUUUAGAAUCCGCCGCUGAAUCGAAGUUAGCUGAAAACAGAGCAUUUGGUGAGGAGGUGUCUAAGCCAGAAUCUGCUGCACAUAAAGUCCUUACAACCGACUUUGAUCUGGAAUGUUCAGAGAACUUGUCUAUAAACGAUGAGGUUUUCGAUGACUACUCGUCGGCUUACUCUGAGCUUCAGUCGGAUAUUCUCCAGGAGAGUUCCGAUUUGGAUUUCUCCGAUUAUAGUCCGUCGAUGUGGUACGAUUCUGGCAGCCAAUUCUCUGAGAAAUCCAUCGGUGACGAUUGUCCUUCACAUAGCUUCCACUUGUCACGUCAGUUCAGUGAAGAGUUCUGCAGGUCAACCUAUGCUCCGGAUGACUCAUCAUACCCUGAAGAACACAACAUUUCUGAUGAAAUUUCAUUGGAGUUGGAAGAAGAGGAUGGAGAGCGCUACCGGAUGCUAAGAAGCAGAGAGAGAAGGCAAGUGUAUCUACGCGACUAUGCGGAGGAGUACUGCCUGGACACAGGCUACGGCGAUCUCGUCGUUCAACAACGCCUGCAGAUGGUCCAUUGGAUCGUCCAACAAUCCUCAAAGAAUGAGCUUCAAAAGGAGACAAUGUUCUUAGGAGUUAACCUCUUUGAUCGAUUUCUAACGAAAGGGUACUUCAGAAACAAGAAGAAUCUUCAGAUUGCUGGCAUUGCUUGCCUCACUCUUGCCACCAGAAUAGAAGAAAACCAGCCUUUAAACAGUAUUCAGGAUGAUACAUUCAACAUAGGAGGCAAUGUGUACAGCAGAUGUGAAGUGGUGGCUAUGGAGUGGGUGGUGCUGGAAGUUCUUAACUUCCAAUGCUUCCUUCCCACCAUUUACAACUUCUUAUGGUUCUACCUCAAAGCUGCCAGAGCUAGUGAUAUGAUGGAAAAGAGAACUAAAUAUCUGGCAGUACUAGCACUUCUAGGCCAUGAGCAGUUGAGUUACUGGCCAUCAACAGUAGCUGCCGGAUUGGUUAUCCUCGCUUCUUCGUUCAUAGAUCAGCAUGCCUCCUGUGACCUUUUUACAGAGUGUCAUUCCAGAACCAAGGAUGACGAUCUACCCAAAUGCAUAAAGAGCUUGGAAUGGUUGGUGAAGUACAUAUAACUCCAACAUCGCUAAGCAUUCGAGUCCUCUGCACAAAUGCAUCACCUCUCUCAUUCUUUCGUUUA